CCGGGGAUUUUGCAAAGCAAGGAGGGAAGCCUUCACCAUGGGGUCAAGGGGGGCAGAGAGCUGGGCCGGCACCAUUGCCUCUUUCCGCUCGUGCCCCACGGCUUUCCUCCUGUCCCACGGGACCAGCGACACUUUUGUGGCCGAGUUGUUGCGGGAGCUACACAGCGACAGGUUGGGUGAUCAGAUCAAGAUCUCCAUGUUGAUGCUCCUCUUGGACUACCCCACACUGCUGUGCCCAGAUGCCAAGGCAGGGCAAGAGAUGGCAACCUCCAUCCUCUCCUUCUUUGCACAGCUGGGCCCUUCUCCCAAACAGACCAACCUCCGGUGCCAUCUCCUCUUUGCAGUGGGCACCAUCCUGGUGGCCACGGAGGCCUUUGGCGAGGCAUGCCAGGCCUCCCGCGACUACCUCACCCUAUUGCUGGACCUGGCUUCUGACCUCAGUGACCGCCGUGGUGGCAUUUCAGAGCGGCCCGUCCGAAGUGCUGCUUGCGAGUGCCUCCGGGAGCUAGAAACCUGCUACCCUGGGUUUCUCUCGGGUCGACUGGAAACCUUGCGCUCCUUCCAGCAACAAGAGGUCUCUCUGGCACAUCAAGGCUACACCCUUCUCUAUGGUGCGGCAUUACGGAAUGCCAUCUUGCUCCUUGCCUGGAGUGGCAAGGAAACUCUUGGGCAGCUGUUGGCACGCAAUGAGGGCCUGGUGUGGGAAGCAGUAAGCACGCCUGGCGAGAUUUCUGUAGCCAACAUUGACCAAUUGGUCCUCCUACCCUCACCUGGAGACCUCAAGGAGCUGAAGUCGGUGGUCUCGGCCCUACUGGAUAACUCCUACUUCCUCUCGCCCGCUGCCCAAAGCCAUCUCCUCUGGCAGCUGGCCCAAGCCGUCAGCGUCGUCCGCACCCAGUCACCCGCCAUCUUCAAAGCUCAGCUGGUGCGCCUCUUUGGCACGGUGGACGUGGCACUCCAGCACUCCAUCUUGCAGCUCAAGUCUCUCUUCACUGACAGCCUCUUCACGGCUGAAGAUGAAGCCUUCCUUUUGCGCCGUUUGGUGGGACUGGCACAACACCCUGCCUUGCCCGCUCCAGUCAAACUCUUCCAUCUGGACUGCCUCCUGCACUUCCCUGAAAACCGGCCACUGGGUUCGGGUGCCGAGGAGGGGCUGCCGGUCCUGCUCACCCCUCGCACCGUUUCCGGUCUCUUCCCAGGUCUUUUCCAGGAUCAGGGCACUGUCUUGGCGCGGCUGAAUUUGCUGUGCUUGGUAUGUGUGGAGAGUGAGGGGCCCAUCGCCGAACGUGGGACAGGCUACCUCUUGGAGCACGUCUUAGCCCUUGGGGGGGCUGGUGGUCCAAGGAGGUAUCCAGAAUCUGUCUGCCUGUUUUUCCGAGUGGCUUUCCUUUUCGCCCGGUAUUUUGGCUCCCGGGCACAGCCCAUGGCAGAGCUAACCCAAUGCUUUUUGGAUCUCUAUCGUCAGAACUGUGCUCUGGCACCAAAUAUUAUCAACUUGCUGGAUGAGGCCUGGAGGGCGUCGGAAGAGGCUGGCUGGGCUGGCACUCUCGCCCAGGCCUUACAGGAGCUCAUUGUGGACUUUCCUGGCUUGAAAGAGAAGGACCUGGGUUGGCAUUUGAAAGUCUUGGCCCGGUUGGCAAAGGAGAAGGACAUCCCCCAAGCAAGCACCUUGAGGUUCCUGAGACGCCUGGUUGCCCAGGGUCAACUUGGAGACUGGCGCUCUGGGCAGAUCCUCCUCAGCGUCUGCCGCAACCUGAUGCAGCUCUGCCCGCCGCCUGACCCGGCCCACCUGGCAGAUCUCUUGCAGGCCGUGUCCAUCUCCCACGUGGACAUGGAUGUCCAAGACCGGGCUCGGUUCUACUACACCCUCCUGGCCAACCUCUCCGAGGAGAAGCUUGGUGCCGUGCUUGCCCUAGAGGGGCCCGCCAAGGCCCGUGCCCUCUCCUCGUCCAUUGUGGCGGACAGCGAGAGCUUUGUGGCCUCUCUGACCGUGCAUCCAGUGGCUCCAGCCCCUCUGAGGCUGCAGCGGAUGGCAAAUGGGGGCGACGUACCCACGGUCCCUCGUCCUGAGCAAGAUGUAGAGGGCUACUGCCAAUGGCUCAUGGAAGCCCGGCCACCCUCCCAGCUCCGUUUGACGUACCAACUGGUCCAUGUGGGUCCUUCCAGUCCCCCCUACGAGCUCCUCCUCUGCGUGGUGCUCCGUUUCUCCUGCGCCAACCAACACUACGAGCCCGUGCCUGAACUGUGCGUGCCCUGCCUCUCCGCACAUCGCCCGCCUCAAACUCUGACCCUUGCCCUGACGCCACGCAGCCCCUACCCGACCCAGGUCAACGUUUCCGCCUUGUAUACAACCCAGGAAGGACUCACCCGCUGCAGCCAACUUGAACCCGUGGAGGUGGCCUUCUCUGAUCUCUUCAUGCCCCUUUCUGUGCCUAGCUGGCCCUCGGAGAAGCGCCACCAACUCUUCAGCGCCCUCUGGCACCGGCUCGGCCCUGACGCCACCUGUAGUGAGAGUUUGACCGUAUGGCACAUACCGCCGCAAUCUCUGGAUGGCCUGGUGCACCACCAUUUUGCCCAGUACCUCUUAGGAGAGCAACCCGGGUGCUAUGAAAUCGGCAUGGCCUUGCCGCCCCAGUGCCACGUUCUGCUCCGGGUGGAGAGCGUGGCGGAGGCGGCCCGGGUGGGCAUUCGCACGGACGACUGGAAAUUACUGCCGUCCCUGAACAGCUACUUGCAGAGUCUUGUGACGGCAACGUGAAAGCUUUGAACGUCUUGGUAAUGCUCAAAUAAAACCUGAAAUUGCUGCAAAGCAAGAUAGAUGGAAAGAGAUGUGUGUCAAAAAGGGUUCUUGUUCAUUCCUAAUUUUGGGGUGAGGGUGGGGAGGCCCCUAUCGGCAUAAUAGACACCUGGGAACCCCUCCGACGUCCCCAAAAUUGUUGUGAUUUUGACCCCAAGGGUUUUAGAAAAGAUAAGGCUUUGGGAAGAGGAAGGUUGCAUAGACAAGGUUGCGUCUGCACUGUGGAUAUAAUCCAAUUUGACGCCACUUUAGCGGCCAUGUCUCACAUAAGGGUUUUAAGGGCUUACUUCCCUCAGAAGCAGAGGAAGGUGCUUGAAGCUGCCAUGGAAGCCCAGUGGAUGACCUUGGUCAAGUCACACUCUCUCAGCCUCAGAGGAAAGC
This is a messenger RNA of Sceloporus undulatus (fence lizard), 3178 nucleotides long. It is a transcript of the gene AP5B1, whose product is annotated as adaptor related protein complex 5 subunit beta 1. Lineage: Eukaryota; Metazoa; Chordata; Lepidosauria; Squamata; Phrynosomatidae. Gene Ontology annotation, biological process: endosomal transport. The record is from RefSeq and is a predicted model, not a curated record. Gene Ontology annotation, cellular component: AP-type membrane coat adaptor complex; lysosomal membrane.